AUGUUAUUAAGGAUUAGUGGGACAAGCGGGAGCAAAAUGGGUGUCCAUUCGUCACGUGAUGAUGAAUUAUGGAUGAAGAAUGUACGACAAUUAAAAACCACACAGGAUGCUCCCGUAUUAGUAUUCUACGAAAACUAUGAAAUUUGCUUAUGGAAUAGAAAUAAACCAUCCAAAAAAUUGAUUUCACUUGGUAGAUCAGUAUUGUGGACAACGGCUAGUGGUGAUGGUAGUGGUAAUCGAUUGGUCAUAUAUUCGUUAGAAAAACAUAGUUUGCUCACCUAUGAUUUGUGUGAAAAUUUGAAGGGUACGGUACGAUUGAAAGAGGAAGCCAAAUGUAAUUAUAUGUGUUUAAGUGAAAAUGGUGGUGAUUAUUUAUUUUUAAUUGAUAAACUGAAAUGUUUUCUUUAUGUUUAUCGAGUGUCAAGUGGAAAACAAAUUGAAAAACUUUACAUUGAGAAAUUAGUUAGUGCAGAAGGAAUGCAGGCAACAAAAGAUAACGGCUUGAUUAUUAAUGUGAAAAGUGAAUUAAUGGUGUUUGAAAUUAGAGAUAAACCAAAUAAGUAAGUAUAAGUCGUUUUUCUGUCAGGCGAAACAUCUCAACAAAAUUCUCCUAUUUUUUGUAGUGGUUACUGAUACUACAGUAGCAGUCAUCCCCCAGACGAAUAUGAAAACUUGCUAUUAAAAUUGGUGAAUAUUGGAAAAUGGAUGGAUUAUUAUGAAAACGACGAUAAUCAUACUUGAUUAAUGCAGAGAAAAAAUAAACAGAUUCCACAACCGAUAAAAGUGCAGUUUUUAGGACGAGUUAAGUUUCUUAAGUUCGAGAAAUUUUUUGGGUAGUGUUCGAUUAAUUGACGUAUUAGUGGUAUGUAUCAUACCGGGUAGGUCAAAAUGAUUGCGACACUUUUAUUUUGCACUACAUACCACUAAUACGUCAACUCCUCGGCGCCAAUUAAUCAAGUGGAAUAAAGCCACCCUCAUGUCAGAUUCCCACAGACUUCAUUUUGCCACUGUCAUCAAUUUUUCCUCACUAUAGAAUUACCUUUUCAAAAAAACAAUUACAUAUUCUGAUAGAGCUUGAAAUUCUCUAUCACCCUAUUCUCUCAAGAGUUAUUAAGCUUUUGAUUUCUCCGUGUGCACAUACAAAUAUCUUAGGUUAUAUAACCCUGACUAACGUCAAGGGAAGAAACAACAUCACUGAGGUUCAUGCGGAAACACAUCACUUUUUCUGAUGUAGUCUAUCUAGAGUUUGUCGAAACAUCACUGCUUCAGGGUGGUUCGAUGUUAAAGAUUGAUGAACAAUCUCGACGGCACGCUCGGCAUAUUCAAAGGCCUCAUCGUAUCGCUUGAGACCUUCGGAUACUCUUGCCAUGUUGUGGAAAGUCUGAGCCAAAUCUGGAUGAUUCGGAGGAAGGGUUUUAUCGCGGAUUUUCAGUGUUUUCUUAUGGAAUACGAGAGAAGAUGAAUAUUCAUUCUUCUCCCGAAGCACUUCGCCGAUAUUACUAUAAGUGGUAGCCAAAUCUGUUCGAUCACAAACAACCUGCUCUUGAAUAUCGAGUGCUUUUUGAUGAAACCGGAGUGCCGUCGAGUAGUCUCCAGUCAACCGAUGUACAUCACCGAUGUUACUAUACGUGAUAGCUAACCACGGGUGUCUUUGAGAGACUAUACUCUGGAUAUCAAGCGUCUUUUGAAAAUAAGAGAGCGCAACAGAGUAGUCUUUCAUCGAUCGAUGCACUCUGCCUAGAUUGCUGUACGUCAUAGCAGAAUCUGGAUGGUCGUUCCGCCCCGACCUUUGUCUAAUUUCAAGCGCCUUUUGACAGAACUCGACUGCGCUUGCGUACUCUCCCAUCUUGUCAUGCACAAGACCAAAGUUAUUGUAAGUAGUAGCAAAAUCGGGGUGAUUGGCGGUAGACACUUUUCUUGGCUUUCAAGUGUCUUCUGAUAGAACUCGAGUGCAAUCAAGUACUCUCCCAUCUUCUCACGCACGACGCCGAUGUUGUUGUAGGUGGUAGCCAAAUCGGCGUGAUUCAGAGGGAGAGACUUUUGUCUAGUUUCAAGUGCCUUUUGAUGGAACUCGAGUGCAAUUGAGUACCCUCCCAUCGAAACCUGCAGACGACCAAUGUUGCUGUAGAUGGCAGCAAAAUCGGGCUGAUUCGGAAGCAGAGAUUUUUGACCGAUAUCAAGUGUCUUUUCAUAGAACUCGAGUGCCAUCGGAUACUGCCCCAUCUUGUGCCGCACGAAACCGAUGUUGUUGUAGGUCGUAGCCAA
Didymodactylos carnosus is the source of this 2265-nucleotide messenger RNA. The record is from the annotation of a GenBank genome assembly. NCBI's taxonomy places the organism in Eukaryota, Metazoa, Rotifera, Eurotatoria, Philodinida, Philodinidae.